Siniperca chuatsi (mandarin fish) is the source of this 2174-nucleotide messenger RNA. Its product is annotated as serine/threonine-protein phosphatase 4 regulatory subunit 2-A-like. Gene Ontology annotation, biological process: protein dephosphorylation. The coding region runs from base 106 to 1341 and encodes 411 amino acids. The record is from RefSeq and is a predicted model, not a curated record. Gene Ontology annotation, molecular function: protein phosphatase regulator activity. Lineage: Eukaryota; Metazoa; Chordata; Actinopteri; Centrarchiformes; Sinipercidae. Gene Ontology annotation, cellular component: protein phosphatase 4 complex; nucleus; cytoplasm. The transcript is spliced from 9 exons.
UACGUAAUUUUAGACAUGCGCAGUCAUCACUGCCACUAGCUUUGUUGGAUUGCUACCUGCUACUGCUAACUAGCAAGUAUUUCCUGCCUGUGACUGGACACAGCAAUGGACGUCGAAGCGUUAUUGGAAGCGUUUCAAGAUUUUGAGAAGAAAGGCAAGAGAGAGACCUGUCCUGUUCUAGAGCAAUUCUUGUGUCAUGUUGCCAAGACAGGGCAGCCAAUGAUCCUGUGGUCACAGUUCAAAACGUACUUCAUGUUUAAAUUGGAAAAAGUCAUGGAUGAUUUCCAGGCUUCAACACCAGAACAGAGAGGGCCACAUAAUCCCAAUGUAGAGUAUAUUCCCUUCGAAGAGAUGAAGAAGAGGAUCUUAAAAAUAGUGGAUGGUUACAAUGGAAUCCCAUUCACCAUCCAGCGUCUAUGUGAACUCCUAACGGACCCCAAGCGCAACUAUACAGGAACAGAGAAGUUUCUUAUGGGUUUAGAGAAGAAUGUAAUGGUGGUCAGCUGUGUGUACCCCACAUCAGAGAAAAAUGGGGCAUCCAGUGUAAACAGAAUGAAUGGCGUGAUGUUUCCUGGUAACUCUUCUCUAUAUUCAGACAGUCAAACUGUAAAUGGACCAGGCACACCAAAACCGCUCAACAGACCAAAGCUGUCAAGCUGCCAUUCGCUUUCGACCAACGGGCUCCCUGACUGUACAGUCAGUAAAGAGCCAGAGACAACCACAACUGAAGUGGAGGAGCACCAUAUCAGUGAUUCCUCGCCAUCAGAAGGUGAAAUUACACCAAACAGCGGGAUAAAGAACAAACACCCCAAGGAGGAGGAAGAGGAAGAGGAGGAGGAGGAUUCUGCCGCUGACAAGCAUGAGGUCAAGAGGCUCAAGUUUGACAAAAAGGAAGAAGAUGAAACAGAAAGUGAAGAAAAGGAGAUAUCUUGUUGCAAAGGGUCAGAGAGCUUGUCAGACACACCAGAGUCUUCCAAAGACUCUUGUGGUCAAGAGUACAUAAGUGGAACAUCUUGUGAGACACCUGCUAUUUUAGAGGAUCAUGAGCCCAGUAGCACACAGACAGAACCUUCUGAAAGGGAAGAAGAUUCAUCUGAGAGGGGGAAUGUCCACUGUCCGGAGAUUGACAGCACUGUGGAUCAACCUGAGCAGCCUGCUCCAUCAGCGAAGAGUACAAGCUCUGAGCAGGAAAAGGAGAAGAGUAGCAGCAUUGAUGGAGAAGGCCCACCCAUCGACAACCAGGUCCCCUCUUCUACUAAUUCAUUGGUCUUGUCAACAGAGGGUGGCGCUGACAAUUCAAGCAGCGCAAAGACUGAAAUAGAGCCAAGAGAACAUGACUAAUUUAAAGCCCAGCCUGUCAACUGACUUUUUUUUUACACUGUAUGAUACCACACCAAGGGUAUGUCUGUAGCACUGUGGACCUUUAGACAUCAGCACCAGGCGCGAUGUGGACCUCGAGAUUCAUCAUAAUAGGAUCUUUUUGUCCACCUCAGUUUCAACUAUUCAAGGCCACACAUCACUGGUCUUUAAACUGGAAGGAAAUGAUUUAAAGAAGAUAAUGGAGACUCUGCUUUUUUCACUGCUGACUAAAAGUUUUUCUAAUCUUUUUUUCCUGAUUUUUAUAUCUAAGUGUUAUAAUUUAACCUUGAUAACUGAUUUUUUUUUUUUGAUUGAUAUGAUUUGUUGAGGACACGCGUCAUUAAGAAUGUGAAACAACACUUCACAGAUGUCGGUUUGCUUUUUCAAUGAAGCACAUACCAUAAAAAUGUAUUUCUUAUUAACAUUAUAUUGCAGUUGUUUGCAUUAACCCCUUGAAGGAUAUGGAAAAUGUCACAGUUUUGCUUUGUCGCUGUAUGAAGCCAAUAUCAACACAAUAUUGCCAGUAGUAACCAGUUUGGUUAGAUAGAAUAUUGGUUUGGCUUAAGAGAAGCCAUUUCUACAUCACAAUCUGUCAACAGUACACAAGGUACUUUUACACUUUCUGUAUGUCAUACUUUAGUUGUACAACUGUCCCUUUUUGAUAGCUUGGAUUUUUACAGUAUGUAUCUGUAAAUCAGUUUUUGUAGACUUGUAAUACAUGUCCACUGCCUUUGUGGAACUGAUAAUCACUGGAAAUUGAAUGCUUGAGCUUGUAUCAUAGUAUUCGUGGAAAGCAAUAAAUGCUAAAAUUUAAA